Molecule: messenger RNA, 1758 nt
Organism: Armigeres subalbatus
Lineage: Eukaryota; Metazoa; Arthropoda; Insecta; Diptera; Culicidae
Product: putative gustatory receptor 28a
Exons: 4
Coding region: 37-1386 (449 amino acids)
Biological process (GO): chemosensory behavior; male courtship behavior; sensory perception of taste
Cellular component (GO): dendrite; membrane; neuronal cell body
Source: RefSeq, a predicted model, not a curated record
UCCAGAGUGUAUUAACCACGAGCUAGAAGUUUUAGAAUGGCCUUUUUCAAAUGGAUCCAUGAAUUGAUGAAUCCCAAAAACUUCUACGCCGCACAGGCACCAAUUUUAAAGUCCACUUUCUUCGGUGGAAUGACACCGUUUACCGUUGUAAACCGACGUCGGCAUGAUUCCGCGCUGCAAUGCACCACGUUUGGAUACAUUAAUUCCUGCAUCCACGCGUUAACCUUCAGCACGUGCUAUAUCAUAACACUCGGGAAGCAAGAAAGCGUUACAGCUCAUUUCUUCGACUCGGAAAUAAGCACCCUUGGUGAUAUCCUGCAACUUAUGGUUGGAUUAGUGGCACUCAUAUCAACCUUUGGGUACGGUGUCUUCCGAAGACAAACGCUUAUCGAUGCGUUCCAUGCUUUGGCUAGAACCGACGUUCAUUUCAAAGAAAUAGGAGUUGAAACCGACUACAGAAGUACGUUACUUUACAACUAUGGUCUAUUGUUCAUCCAGUUAGUCAUCAGUUUGACUUACAUCUUCGUAUCGAUCAGCAUCGUUACCAGUUCGGGGGUGUUUAUCUGUGCUACGACCUGGGCCGCCUUCUUCCUUCCAUUCUUGAUGAUGACUAUGAGCAUUUCUCUCUUUUUGUGCAUCGUAAAUCAGAGCAAGCAUCGGUUCUACCUUUUGAACAAGAUCCUCCGAUCCCUCCAUGAAAUCAGCCUGGAUAAGCGUCGGCUCUCGUUCGACGAGAAGCAAAUGGAAGUAAAAGUUAUGAGGAUUCAAAAACCGCUCGGUAUUUCGUCCGUUUUCUCCAACACCAAUCGGUACAUGCCGGAUGUCAUCAAUCAGGUGGCCAAUAUUCAGAGUGAAAUCUGCGAUGCCUGCGACUGUGUCGAGAACUAUUUUAAUGUCCAAAUGUUAACGAUUGUGACAAUUUCGUUCCUGAUUGGUGUUUUCGAUUCUUACUACAUUUUGGAAACGAUUUUCACGGACAACUCCAGUGAUACGCCAUUCACCAAGCUGCAGUUCAUUGCAUUUUUCCUAUGUCAGGGAGUCAUGCACGUGGUUGGAGUAUUGAAAAUAGUUUACGUUAAUAGCUUCACCGUUCAGGAGAACAAACAAAUUGCAGUUAAUGUUCACAAGUUGAUCAACGUAAACCAUUACGAUGAAGAGUUAACAAAACAGCUUACGAAUCUAUCGCUGCAACUGAACCACAGAAAAGUGGCUUUCACGGCUUACGGUUUUUUCAAGCUAGACUUCACUCUACUUUUCACGCUUGUUGGAGCAGCAACUACGUAUUUGGUUAUUCUCGUACAGUUUAGCCUUAAUCAGUCCCAACCGUGCGAUCCUAAGAUGAUAUCUGCCAUCACGGCGCAUCGAAAUGCAACGAAAUCACCUUAAGAAGAUGUGCACAAAUUAAAUUGAACAUACCGUGCAAUGUCCACUGAUGGUUGUAAACCUUCAAUAAUGCGGUUGAGAUUUUAUUUGCUGUCGUAGAUAGGUUGUCGCAAACUACAUGUUGAAGAAAAUCAAAUGAAUUAUAGAGCCUUUGAGUCUCAAAAUUUCGAGAAUUAGCACUGUUGUAGAAAGUACAAUGCCAGCAGAUGAAAGCGUUGUAUACAAUAUAUUCAUCAAGGGAGCACAAUGAAUACUACAUAUUAAUAAGUGUGAUGAAGGAUUUGCAAUAUUAGUAUCAAUGUUUUUUUCAUGUAUUCCUUAAAUAUACCGAUUUGAUAGACGAUAAAAUAAACUUUUUCUAAUGUCGCAUGUUUC